AUGUUCCCGGCGCCACCGCCGCCGCCGCCGCCGCCGCCCCCGGUCGGCCGGUCCUCCAGCCCACCGCCGCCUCCCCCUCCUCCGCCUCCUCCUCCUCCUCCUCCGCCGCCGUCCGAUGCUCCGGCCAGCGAGGCGGACCUGGCCGGCUGCAGCAAGGAGGAGCUGGUGCGCCGCUUGCGCCGGGAGGAGGCCGAGAAGCUGGCGGCGCUGGUGCAACGCGGCCGGCUGAUCCAGGGCGUGAACCGGCAGCUGCAGGAGCACCUGCGCGAGAUCCGCGAGCUGAAAGCCGUCAACGGGCGGCUGCAGGCGGAGAACCGCGAGCUGCGCGACCUCUGUUGCUUCCUGGACGAGGACCGGCUGAAAGCCAAGCGCCUGGCCCGGCACUGGCAGCUCUUCGGGCACCACGCAGCGCAAGUCCUGCGCGACGAAGUGGCCGGCUGCCUGCGCAAGCUGGCCGGCUUGGAAGGGCUGCAGGAGCGGCUGGCGCAGGACAACCUGGAGCUGAAGGAGCUCUGCUUGGCGCUGGAGGAUUGCGCCGCCGCCGCCGCCACCGCCGCCGCCGCCGCCGCCCGCCCCGAUGCCAGCCCCAGCCCGGGCGGAGGCUCGUCGGAGCUCAGCCUGCCUUGCGGACCCCGCGAUCUGGGCGACGGCAGCUCCAGCACGGGCAGCGUGGGCAGCCCCGACCAGCCGCACCCCGCUUGCUCGCCCGACGAGUGAGGAGGAGGAGGAGGAUGCUGCACCGGACGGACAGCAGCCUGGAGCGUGGGAACCCCGCGGAGAGGAAGAAGGGAGGCAGGGAAAGGAUGGAAGGCAGGCAGGAAGGCGAGGCAAGCCAACCCCCGCUUUCCCGGUAUUUAACCAGGAUCCCAAGGCUGGGCUGGCCAGAGUUGCCGCACAAACGCAGCCAGCUUCUGGAUCACACAGGACUCCGCAGCGGGGAUUUUAAAUUUAGAAGGCUUGUUUGGGAAGGCUGGCACGGCAGGCUGCUUACCUCCACGGGGUUCUGAUUUUACAUCGCCCCCCCCCCCCCCACAAAAAAGGGAUCUCUUCUGGGGAUAGUUCGAACCCGCCACCACGCUUGGAUGGGUCAGGCCAGGUGCCGGAAAAGCUCCUUUGAGGGCAGCUGGACAGGAACAGCAGGAUGGUCCAAGAAGCAAACAUCAUGGCCUCCUUCUCAAAUAGGAUGAGGACUUUUUGUGGCUAAACUCCCCCUUGUUUCCACCCACCCCCCUUGAGUGAGAGUAGCAAGGUUUGGGGGUCUCACAGGAGUAUUUCAAAAGGCACCCCUUGGUCUGCUUCAGCCAGAUGGGAAACACAAAAGGCCGUUGGGAUUGUGAGUUUUCUUUGCACGACUUUCCGACUUCCUCGCAUCCAGAUCGGAAAAUUCUCAGCAUGUCCUCGGGGACGGCCUACCCUGCAGGGCGGUUGUUGGGCAAAGGCGAAAGGAAAGAGGAGAAAUCUGCCUGCACGCUUGAUUUUCCUGCGGG
Molecule: messenger RNA, 1487 nt
Organism: Pseudonaja textilis
Lineage: Eukaryota; Metazoa; Chordata; Lepidosauria; Squamata; Elapidae
Gene: CCDC85B
Product: coiled-coil domain containing 85B
Biological process (GO): negative regulation of DNA-templated transcription
Cellular component (GO): nucleus
Source: RefSeq, a predicted model, not a curated record